AUGGCCAAAGGAACGGAUUCGAACGAGUUUAUGGUUCUUUCUAGGGUUCGAACAGGUCUCAAGAGAGAGUUUGCAUUUGCAAUGAAGGCUCAAUCUGAGAUCGAUGGUUCAUUAGGUCGAACCCGUGGUGGUAGUAAGAACCGGAAUGAGCCUCCGGUUCAGGCGUCUCCGGUUGGGAAAAGGGCCAGAAAAACCGCUUUUGGUAAGAAUGUUGAUGAUGUGGGUGGCGGUGUUUUGAGUGAGGAAGAGGCUAAGAGUGAUGUUGUGGAUCUUGGUAGCGAUGAUGAACCCAGGAAUCUUGAAUCGGUUUUUGAAACUGUUUUAGUUGAGCCGGUGAAGGAAGAUAAAGAUAUGAUGCAUGGGAUGGAAAUAGAGUCUGUGAAACCUGAUGUUUGUGAAACCCUUGAGGAAUCCAAAGAGGAAACAUGUACUCUUGAUGUUAAGGGGGGUAAUGUUAAGAAGAAGAAGGUGCCUUUAGAGAAACCAAUGAGAAGGUUUACAAGAUCAGCGUUGAAAGAGAAAGAUGAAGAAAUUAAGGUUUUGGAUAAUGUUGAUGUUGGAAUUGAUGAUGAUGAUGAUGAUGUUGAAAAGGAAAAAACUGAGGUUUUACCUGUUAUGGUAAAUGCAACUCCAAAGAAAUUGUAUAAAUCUUCUAUGAAGAGGUUUCCUAUUAAGCUAAAAGAUCUUUUGGCUACAGGGAUUCUUGAGGGGUUGAAGGUGAAAUAUAUCAAGGGACAGAAGGCGCGGAAACCUGGAGAAAAAGAUUUUCGAGGAGUCGUUAAAGACGCAGGGAUUUUGUGUUUUUGUGAUAGUUGUAAGGGGAUUCAGGUUGUCACGCCGACAGUUUUUGAGUUGCAUGCUGGUAGUGCUAAUAAACGUCCCCCAGAGUAUACUUACCUUGAGAAUGGAAAAAACCUUCGCGAAGUCAUGAAUGCCUGUUCAGGUGUUUCGUUGGACAUGUUGGACGAAGCUGUACAAAUGGUCCUUGGUGAUUUCAUUAUUCAGAAAUCUACUAUCUGUUUCAACUGCAAAGGUUUAAUUUCUGAAUCUAGUAAUGGUGUGUCAAAACUAGUAUGCAAUCCAUGCAUGGAGUUGAAAGAGACUCAAUCUAACCUUCAAGCAGCAACAACACGCAGUAAAAAUAUUUCCUCAGUAGUUCAACCCAGAUCACCAGAAACAGUAGCAGUUUCAGAGUCAUUAAAAACUGAGAAGGCUGUUCCAAAGUUGCUAAACACCGAGAUGGUGGUUCCAAAGUCGCUAAACACCGAGAUGGUGGCUCCAAAGUCGCUAAUCACGGAGAUGGUGGUUCCAAAGUCGCUAAACACGGAGAUGGUGGUUCCAAAGUCGCUAAACACGGAGAUGGUGGUUCCAAAGUCGCUAAACACGGAGAUGGUGGUUCCAAAGUCACUAAACACCGAGUUGGUGGUUCCAAACUCAUCAAACACCGAGACGGUGGUUCCCAACUCAGUAGACACCGAGAUGGUAGUUUCGGAGUCAUCAAACACACAGAUUAUUCCAAAGGCAUCGAACACUGGCAUGAAGCAGGGUGCAUCUCGUGGCAAGAGUCGGGGAAAAAUAACUAGAAAGGAUCUACGGUUGCAUAAGUUGGUAUUUGAAAAUGACGUGUUACCGGAUGGAACUGAAGUAGCUUACUAUUCUCAUGGAAAGAAACUAUUGGUCGGUUACAAAAAGGGAUAUGGAAUUUUUUGUACCUGUUGCAAUGCGGAAGUUAGUGCAUCUCAGUUUGAAGCACAUGCUGGAUGGGCAUCUCGGCGCAAGCCUUACCUGCACAUAUAUACCUCUAAUGGAGUCUCACUACAUGAGUUGUCCCUCUCUCUAUCAAAAGAUCGGAGAUUUUCUGCCAGUGAUAAUGAUGAUCUUUGCAGCAUAUGUCAAGAUGGAGGGGAUCUUUUGUGUUGUGAUGGAUGCCCAAGGGCUUUUCACAUAGAUUGCGUGCCUCUGCCAUGUAUUCCCAGUGGUACUUGGUAUUGUAAAUACUGCCAGAAUAAUUUCCUGAAGGAGAGUAAUGUGGAACGCAAUGUGAAUGCUCUAGCAGCUGGAAGGAUUGCAGGCAUCGAUCCUUUAGAACAGAUUAACCGUAGAUGCAUACGCAUUGUCAAAAGUGUAGCUGUUGACCACGGGGGAUGUGCCCUGUGUGGAUGUCAUGAUUUUGUUAAAUUAUUUGGUCCUCGUACAGUGAUUAUUUGUGAUCAGUGUGAAAAGGAAUAUCAUGUUGGGUGUUUGAAGGAACAUAACAUGCAGAACCUAGAGGAAUUGCCUGAAGGGAAUUGGUUCUGUUGCACAAGUUGCAGUCAAAUUCAUUCUUCUCUAGUGAAUUUGGUUGCUUCUGGGGAGAAUUAUCUCCCUGAUUCUAGUCUAAGUUUGAUCAAAAGGAAGUGUAAAGAGAAAGGUGUAGACACUGACGUCGAAGAGAAAGAUGCAGACACUAGCGUUGUAGAUAACGGUGCAGACUCUGGCAUCGUAGAUGGUGCAGAUGCUGGCCUUGUAGAUAAAGGUGCAGACGCUGACGUUGUAGAUGAAGGUGCCGACGCUGUUGUUGAAGAGAAAGGUGCCGGCGCUGUUGUUGAAGAGAAAGGCGUAGACACUGACGUCGAAGAGAAAUGUUUAGACACUGAUGUUGGUCCUGAAAUUAAAUGGAGGGUUCUGAAUUGGAAGUUAGUUGUAUCUGAUGAAAAUAAGCAAUUGUCUGACGAAUAUAGGCAAGUGCUUUCGAAGGCUGUUUCCAUCUUCCAUGAGAGGUUUGAUCCUAUAGUCGAUUCUUCUUCUGGCCGGGAUUUCAUUCCGACAAUGCUGUUUGGUAAGAAUAUUCGCGGACAAGAUUUUGGCGGAAUGUACUGUGCAGUGCUCACUGUCAAUCGGGUUGUUGUUUCUGCUGGAGUAUUUCGUGUUUUUGGGCCAGAAGUAGCUGAACUUCCCUUGGUGGCGACAGUUGCAGAGUACCAGGGACAGGGGUACUUUCAAUGCCUAUUCUCUUGCAUUGAGAGACUACUUGGAUCACUUGGCGUGAAAAACCUUGUCCUACCGGCUGCUGAUGAAGCUAAAUCAAUAUGGACCAACAAAUUUGGGUUUAAAAAGCUCGAGCACGACGAGAUUAACAAUUAUAAGAGAUUUUAUCAUAUGAUGAUCUUUCAAGGGACCUCCGUACUACAAAAGCCUGUUCCUGCACUACCAAGUGUUUCUCAGGAGAUUGUGUAA
This is a messenger RNA of Lathyrus sativus (Indian pea), 3216 nucleotides long. The record is from the annotation of a GenBank genome assembly. NCBI's taxonomy places the organism in Eukaryota, Viridiplantae, Streptophyta, Magnoliopsida, Fabales, Fabaceae.